UCAGCCAUGAAGUUCACUGGAUGUUCUUGGGUCAACGUAACCUCCUUCACAGGAUUGUUGCAGACUGACAUUAAAUAUGUGAAGUCAACUGGAGAUGCCCCCACUCACUGUCCUGUGGUUGGCUUUGCUGUUGGUGAUCGUGGGUCUGGAAAACAAGUCUGAGGCAUCUCUUUGCACCAUCACCGAAGACAAGCUUAAGGCCAGUUGCCAAGGCCGGAGUCUGUUCUCUGUUCCGCAAGGUCUCCCCAUCACUUUGCAAGUGUUGGACCUCUCUUACAACAAGAUCAGAAAGAUUAACUCUGCAGAUUUCUCAUCUUUUACCCAGUUGAAAGACCUUGAUCUAAGUUUCAAUCAUAUCAUGUUUAUUGCAAAUGAUUCUUUCUCCUCAAACAUAUUUCUGGAGCAGCUAAACCUUUUCAACAACUCACUGGGGGAGAUUCCCUCGCAGGCUUUAAAGCCACUGAAACACCUGAGAGUACUGAGCAUGUCUAACAACCUUUAUCCCCGUUCAAUGCUAGAUGGCGUGUUCAGCACGUUAAAGAAACUAGAAGUGCUCUCCAUGGGUGGGCCUGCUGUCCAGACGGUAGGCAGUCAGGACUUCCUUUCAAUAAAGGAGAUUCCCUUGAAGAAGUUUGCCCUAAAAACAGCCUUCAAUUUGCUGGAGUAUCAGACUGGAGCCUUUUCUAAACUCAACACCACAGCUCUGUGGUGUGAUAUCUCACUGGACCAAAACACCAAGGCUUUACCUCUGAUACUUCAGGACUUGCAUGGGAAACCACUGCGAUACCUUCGGUUCCGUAAACUUUUUGAGUUCAUGUACUACAUGGCUACCACAGAUCUCUUUUCUGGCUUGGCUGAGUUAGAAGCUGAAGAGCUGGUUUUCUUCAGAGGGAAAUUUAAUGAGAACUUGCUACGCUUAGCCCUCUUGAAUGUUCAAAAGUCUCACAUUCGGGACCUUUCGUUCAUAGCUAUUGAUUUUGCUCGGUCGCCUGAAUGGAAACCACCCGAAGCCGGCAUUGCCAACUUGACCCUUUGCCAUUUGGUGCUGCAGGAUAUUAACAACCCAGACAUCUUGCGCUUUGACUGGACCUUCACCUGGUUUGCUGGUGUAACUUACCUCUAUAUCCUCAAUGUCAACUUUAACUAUGUGCCCUGCGAUGCCUGGGGUGAGAUGAGGAAUGUGGUGGCCCUGAACAUUUCAAGAAACCGCCUGAAAAACGACAACAUCUACAACCAGGCCUGCACUGGCCGGGACACCCUGCCCAAAGUGGAGGAUUUUAACGUGACCCACAAUGAACUGACCAGCUUGAAAACAGUGGCCGACUUGACGUCAAGCUGGGCCCGACUGUCCAAAUUAGAUUUGAGCCGCAACCUAAUUGGAGGCUUGAAUGAGCUUCCAUGUACUUGGACUCCCAGUCUUGUCUGGCUGAGCUUGGCUUACAAUGCAGUUACCAUGGAGAUCUUUAAUUGUCUUCCCAUCACACUGCAUUUCCUGGAUAUGUCACACUCUGGCUUGGAAGCACUCAACAAGGGUUACUUUGAACUUGCUGUUGAUCUCAAAGAGCUGCUGCUGAGCGGGAACAAGAUCAAAUACAUUCCCACAAAGUGGAAGUGUCCAAACCUGAGAACUUUGCAUGUGGACGGCAACUCCUUUGGGGCCAUCAACAAGGGCUCCUUUGGUAACAUGCCAUUUCUUGCCUAUCUGAAGGCAGGGAAUAACCCUUAUCACUGUGUCUGUGACCUCUAUGGAUUCCUUCAGGAGACCUUGAGAGAUGGCAAGCUAACACUGCUGGAUUGGCCCAAGGGGUGGACCUGUUUUCAUCCUGAACCUCUGCGGCACACUUCUGUGGCAGCUUAUGCCCCAAGGGUGACAGAGUGUGAUGUCACUGUGGUAGUGGCCAUUGCCGUCUCCAUCACAGCCACAGUGGCAAUUGUCUGCAUGGUGUUGUGUUGGAAGUUUGACAUUCCUUGGUACCUCAAAGCCACUUUCCGCAUUGUUCGUUCUAAAUACAGAGCUAGCCACUCCCAGCCAUCCAAACCAUUUGCCUACCAUGCCUUCAUCUCCUACAGCUGCUCUGAUGCCGAGUGGGUGAGGCAUGAGCUCCUCCAGCGGUUGGAGGCUUCAACACCGCCAUACCGUGUAUGCAUUCAUGAACGGGAUUUCACACCGGGUCGGUGGAUCAUUGACAACAUAAUUGAGAACAUUGAAAACAGCCGCAAGGUUAUCUUUGUUCUCUCGCGGAACUUUGUAGACAGCGAGUGGUGCAACUAUGAACUCUACUUUGCCCACCAGCGGGCUGUGGGCUUGGGCUUUGAAGAUGUGGUUCUGGUGGUGAAGGAGCCCAUUGACCUACAAGCUUUACCCAACAAAUUUUGCAAGUUACGGAAGAUGCUGAGUACCAAGACUUAUUUAGAGUGGCCUUUGGAACCCAGCCGGCAGCCCUUCUUCUGGCUCCAGCUGAAGUCUGUUUUGGGGAAGGCUGAGAUGGUCAAUAUUGUGGAUCCUGGCAAUGUGGAUCCCAACAAUCUGGUUCUCAAUGACAUUGAGCUAAUAUCAGAUGAAGUGACUGACAGUACCUUUGAGCUGAAUGAUCUAUCUGAGGAAAAUGUCACUGUGGAUACUGAAAUAAGCUAGGUUGGGCUUAUUGCAAGACAGGGCUC
Molecule: messenger RNA, 2661 nt
Organism: Heteronotia binoei (common prickly gecko)
Lineage: Eukaryota; Metazoa; Chordata; Lepidosauria; Squamata; Gekkonidae
Product: toll-like receptor 2
Exons: 2
Coding region: 95-2635 (846 amino acids)
Biological process (GO): toll-like receptor signaling pathway; immune response; inflammatory response
Cellular component (GO): membrane
Molecular function (GO): transmembrane signaling receptor activity; protein binding
Source: RefSeq, a predicted model, not a curated record